UGGACGCGAAAUUCGUCGGAUUAAAAAAACCAUUUUAUACGACUUUUUCUGGCGGAAAUUUUGAGUGUUUUGAACUGGCGAUGCCAAUCGACGCGGCGUCGCUUCCUGGUCCCAAAAAAGGUAAUUUCGCUGGGAAAUUCGGCGAAAAACGCGAGAAAAUAGCGAAAAACUGAAAGUGUGAGGGAGACAGUAUCAGUGGCGUGCACCGUCUCAUUUCCUCUUCGACGAAAUGUUCCAAAAAUUAGCAGUGGUGGCUUCUGGAACUACAUUUUGGGCGCCAAUUUCAAAAAGUAGUCAAAAAAGCAAAUUUGAGAAAUUUAAAAAGAAGAAGAAGAAGAAAAUGUCACACAAACCAAAUUGUAAACACACGUGAAUUUCGCAAAAUAUAAAUAAAAAUAAUGAAUAGGCCCAAAAGGAAGAAAAAUGAAGGACCGGAAGUAAUUCAACUACCCCAGAAGCGCUACUACAGACAACGAGCCCACUCCAAUCCACAUUCGGACCACACAUUUGACUACCCAUAUCAUCCGGAUGACAUGGUGUGGGCAGAUUUGUACCCAAACAUUGGGGACAACAAAGUGGAAUUUCUCGACAUUGGAUGCGGCUACGGGGGCUUCCUGAUUGAAUUGGGGAAGAUCUAUCCUGAUAAGUUUUCCCUGGGAAUGGAGAUUAGGGUGAAGGUUUCAGACUACGUGAUGGAUAAAAUUAAGGCGCUGCGAGGAAAUAAUCCGGGAACUUAUGAGAAUGUUGCCUGCAUCCGUACGAAUGCCAUGAAGUACCUUCCCAACUACUUCCACAAGGCUCAAUUGUCAAAGAUGUUCUUCCUCUAUCCUGAUCCACACUUCAAGAAGGCCAAGCACAAGUGGAGGAUUAUUAAUCCGUCGCUUCUGACGGAAUACAGCUACUUCCUGAAGAGUGGAGGGAUGAUCUACACCAUUACCGAUGUGGAGGAUCUCCACGAAUGGAUGGUCAAGCAUCUCAGUCAGCAUCCCAAUUUCCAGAGGAUUCCUCUGGAGGAAUUGAUGGAUGAUCCUCUCGUUGAGAAACUCUACGAAACAAGCGAGGAAGGUAUCAAGGUAACUCGCAAUAAAGGCAGCAAGUUUGCUGCAAUUUUCCGACGUCUCUGACAAAAUGUUAUGUAAUAUUAACUAAUUAAAAAGAAUAUCUUAAAAUUAAA
Lutzomyia longipalpis is the source of this 1174-nucleotide messenger RNA. Its product is annotated as tRNA (guanine-N(7)-)-methyltransferase. NCBI's taxonomy places the organism in Eukaryota, Metazoa, Arthropoda, Insecta, Diptera, Psychodidae. Gene Ontology annotation, cellular component: tRNA methyltransferase complex. Gene Ontology annotation, biological process: tRNA methylation; RNA (guanine-N7)-methylation. Bases 399 to 1124 code for a protein of 241 amino acids. Gene Ontology annotation, molecular function: tRNA (guanine(46)-N7)-methyltransferase activity. The record is from RefSeq and is a predicted model, not a curated record. The transcript has 4 exons.